Molecule: messenger RNA, 720 nt
Organism: Fusarium pseudograminearum CS3096
Lineage: Eukaryota; Fungi; Ascomycota; Sordariomycetes; Hypocreales; Nectriaceae
Exons: 3
Coding region: 1-720 (239 amino acids)
Source: RefSeq, a predicted model, not a curated record
AUGCGCUACACUACUGUUCCCAUCCUUCUCAGCCUCCUUCUUUCAUCCCCAUCCCUCGCCGCACCCAACGAACCCUGCUAUGGCCCCAGCGGCAUCGCAGGUGUCUGUAUCACCGAUGCAGCCUGUAGUUCCGCCGGCGGUACCUCCAUCUCUGGCGCAUGUCCCGCCGAUGCAGCUAACAUCAAAUGCUGUUCCAAGCCCAAGUGUUCCUCUGGCAACUGCCGCUGGACGUCUGACUGUGCUGGCACCUCCGCAGCCGGCCAGUGUCCCGGUCCAUCGCAGAUGAAGUGCUGCUCCUCGGCCGCUACUGGCUUUGGAGGGUACUCUGCGCCAACGAUCCCAGCUGUGGGAGCUUGCAAGUCGGUUUCUGUCAAUGCGGCUAAGAAGGUCGUUGCUGCGUUCCCUGGAAGAAUCAGAGAGAUCGGAUGCAAAAGAGACUGCUCUUGUCCUGGAAGUUCCGACCAUUGCUGUGGUCUCGCGACCGACUUUAUGUGCUCUGAUGGCGGCGGUUCUGCUACACUCUCUGGAAAAGAGAUUGCCGAGUGGUGCAUGAAGAACCGCAAUGCACUCAACCUCAAGUACGUCAUCUGGGGACAAAAGAUCUGGACUACUUCGGUAGACAAGACAGAAAAAAAGUGGGAGAACUGGCGAACCAUGGAGAAGCGAGACGGCUUGACCCAAAACCACUGGGAUCAUGUCCAUGUCUCAUACAAUGGAUAA